AUGUGCAGGAGGGCGAAAAGCCAAAGAAGGCAGUCAUCAAACGCCUCUACGACUCCACUUCCGGGCAGAAGUACCAGUUCGACUACGUGGAGCUGUACAAAUCUAUGUGGAAGAAGAUCCCCUAUGACUUCAAGAUCUCUGGCAAUUCUUGGACUAGUUGUGGACUGUGAGGAAUCCGCGGUCAACUAUGACAUCUAUAUGGUUGUCUCCAAGCCGUGGUCGCUCUCUGGGUUCAUCGGCUCGGAUGCGACCUUUCUCAGAGAAGCAGCCGGUGAGGCCGAGGCAAACAUCACCCAUCUACACAAGGCAUUGAGCAAUCUUGACAGUCGUCUGGCCCAGCUGGCGUACGCCAGCAACAACGCCCACUUGAACACUUACAUCCAGUCCGAGGUGGAUGAGUCAAUCCCCACAUUUCUGGCAGCGGCAGAGAAAAUUCGUCCGGACGCCUGCUUGGAAGCUGCCAGCAAAUUGCAAGAGAAGCUGUUCCAGAACCCGGCCAUCAAAUUCUGCCACGGAAAGGACUUGACCAUCUACUUUACAAUGAAGCCUUCGAGGAAUAUCGAGGACAAGGUGAAGUUCCGAUGCGUUGCUGGUUCAGAGGGCCGCUACUUGGGUAUGCGUGACCCAACGCAGAAGGACGGAUACCUGCCGCUCAAG
Molecule: messenger RNA, 657 nt
Organism: Symbiodinium pilosum
Lineage: Eukaryota; Dinophyceae; Suessiales; Symbiodiniaceae
Source: the annotation of a GenBank genome assembly